CAACAGCAGCAGCGGGGCAGAGGCGGUGGAAGGGCUGCGGGUGCCUCCUCCAGCCGCCGUCCGGCAGACGAGCAGAGGCAGGCGGGCCCUGGAGGUUGGAGCAGGGCGAGGGCGGAGAGGAGCUGUCCUGCCCCGAGGGGUCGGGGGCGCUGCGUGGUCCCUGCCGCUCGCGGUGUUGCUCUGCAAGGGGAGGAAGCUUCGUCCCUUCGAUUCCCCCCUGGCCAGCCCGCUCACCUGUUCGGCCUUGGCAAGCGGAGAAGACGUCGCCGCCGCCCCAGCCGCGGCGCCCGGGGGGCUGUAUGGAGCAGCGGCCCCGGGCCCACCCGGACAAGCCGCCGCCUCCGCUCGCCCAUGAGCACCACGGCUCCAACGCUCCUCACUGGCAGGGGUCAGCCGGCUGCAGGAGCGGCACUGGCGGCGGGAGCAGCAUGUGGACCCCGACAGAGGAGGAAAAAUACGGCGUGGUUAUAUGCAACUUCCGAGGGGCUGUGGUACAUGGCUUGGUUCUAGAACUAGGAGAAACUGUCCAAAUUCUGGAAAAGUGUGAAGGAUGGUACAGAGGAAUUUCACUCAGGAAGCCCAAUAUAAAGGGGAUAUUUCCUGCUAACUAUAUUCACUUAAAAAAGGCUGUUGUCAGUAACAGAGGGCAGUAUGAAACGGUUGUUCCACUUGAAGAUUCUGUCAUCACUGAAGUUACAGUAACACUCCAGGAAUGGGCUGUCCUCUGGAAGCAGCUAUAUGUGAAACAUAAAGUAGAUCUUUUCUACAAACUGCGUCAUGUGAUGAAUGAACUAAUUGAUCUUCGCAGACAGCUACUCUCAGGUCAUUUGACCCAAGACCAAGUGCGAGAGGUUAAAAGGCACCUCACUGUACGAUUGGACUGGGGUAAUGAGCAUCUGGGUUUAGAUCUCGUUCCACGGAAAGACUUUGAGGUGGUGGAUUCGGAUCAAAUCAGUGUCUCUGAUCUAUACAAAAUGCAUUUAUCCAGCAGGCAUAGUGUACAGCAGAGCACAUCACAGGUAGAUACAAUGCGACCACGUCAUGGAGAAGCAUGCCGUUUACCAGUGCCGCACCAUUUCUUUCUGAGUCUAAAGAGUUUCACUUAUAAUACAAUUGGAGAGGAUGCAGAUGUCUUCUUUUUUUUGUAUGAUGUUCGAGAAGGCAAGCAGAUCAGUGAAAGGUUUCUGGUAAGGUUAAACAAGAAUGGAGGCCCCAAAAAUCCAGACAAGAUUGACCGAAUGUGUGCUGUUUUCACAGAUCUUAGCAGCAAGGACAUGAAGAAAGAUUUGUACAUUGUUGCGCAAGUAAUCCGAAUAGGACGCAUGCUAUUAAAUGAUUCAAGGAAGGGUCCAUCUCAUUUGCAUUAUCGGCGUCCAUAUGGUUGUGCAGUAUUAAGUAUCAUGGAUGUAAUUCCAUCAAUCUCUGAAUUAAAAGAAGAAAAGGAUUUUGUUCUCAAAGUGUACACGUGCAACAAUGAGAAUGAAUGGUAUCAGAUUCAUGAAAACAUCAUUCGCAAGUCCAGCACCAAAUAUACAGCACCCAGCUCAAACUAUGGACUUAUAAUUUCUCUUCAGCUGCUUCGGGGAGAAAUGGAGCAGAUUCGCAAGGAAUACCCCAUGAUCUUUAACAGAGGAGUGGCUAUUACCAGAAAGAUAGGUUUCCCAGAUGUCAUCAUGCCUGGUGAUAUACGCAAUGACUUGUACCUGACAUUAGAGAAAGGGGACUUUGAGAGAGGUGGGAAAAGUGUCCAGAAGAACAUUGAAGUUACUAUGUAUGUUCUUUACGCAGAUGGAGAGAUUCUAAAGGACUGUAUCAGCUUGGGCUCAGGAGAGCCAUGCAGAAGUGUAUAUCAUUCCUUUGUCCUUUAUCAUAGUAAUAGCCCUCGCUGGGGAGAAAUCGUCAAGCUGCCUAUUCCCAUAGACAGGUUCCGUGGUUCUCACCUUCGUUUUGAAUUCAGGCAUUGUUCUACAAAAGAUAAAGGAGAAAAGAAGCUUUUUGGUUUUGCUUUUACACCGUUAAUGAGGGAUGAUGGUACCACCCUUUCAGAUGAUAUUCAUGAGCUUUAUGUUUAUAAGUGUGAUGAAAACAGCACAUUCAAUAACCAUGCAUUGUAUCUGGGUUUGCCAUGCUGCAAAGAGGACUAUAAUGGUUGUCCCAACAUCCCUUCAAGCCUGAUUUUCCAGCGCAGUGCCAAAGAAUAUUUUUCAGUGUCUACCCAACUCUCUUCAACAAAACUCACACAGAAUGUGGAUCUGCUUGCUCUCUUAAAAUGGAAGGCUUAUCCAGAUCGAAUAAUGGAUAUUUUGGGAAGGCUGAAGCAUGUCAGUGGUGAAGAAAUUGUGAAGUUUCUUCAGGAUAUUCUGGAUACUUUAUUUGUGAUUUUGGAUGACAAUACAGAAAAAUAUGGACUGCUGGUCUUUCAGUCUCUGGUGUUCAUCAUAAAUCUCCUACGUGACAGCAAAUAUUUUCAUUUUCGACCUGUGAUGGACACUUACAUUCAAAAGCAUUUUGCAGGAGCCCUGGCAUACAAAGAACUGAUCCGGUGUUUAAAGUGGUAUAUGGACCGAUCAGCUGAGGUUGUGCGACAGGACCAUAUUCAGGAGGCAAUGAGGGCCUUGGAAUAUCUCUUUAAGUUUAUUGUGCAGUCUCGGAUCCUUUACUCUAGAGCAACUUGUGGAAUGGAGGAGGAACAAUUCAGAGCCAGUAUCCAAGAACUUUUCCAGUCCAUCAGAUUUGUGCUCAGCCUGGACAGCAGGAGCUCAGAAACUCUCAUCUUUACACAGGCCCCUCAGCCUGGAGGACAGGUGAGCGGAGCUGGGACAAGUGCCCCCCAAAAAUGUGGUGGUACUUCAAGGCCAUCGUUCAAUUCUGCUGCUCUGUUGAACUCGUUUCCUGCAAUUUUUGAUGAGCUACUACAGAUGUUUACAGUGCAAGAGGUAGCAGAAUUUGUACGGGGGACUCUUGGGAGCAUGCCCAGUACUGUGCAUAUUGGACAAUCUAUGGAUGUAGUUAAACUGCAGUCUAUAGCUCGUACUGUCGACAGUCGCUUAUUUUCUUUCCCAGAAUCCCGACGCAUCUUGCUACCUGUGGUUCUUCAUCAUAUUCAUCUUCACCUGAGACAACAAAAAGAGUUGCUGAUUUGCUCUGGGAUUCUUAGCAGUAUCUUUUCCAUCAUCAAAACUAACUCUUUGGAGAUGGAUGUAGUUGAGGAAAUAGAGAUGAUGGUGGAGAGCCUCCUGGAUGUACUUUUACAGACUUUACUUACUAUCAUGAGUAAAUCGCAGUCUCAGGAGGCGGUAAGAGGGCAGCGUUGCCCACAGUGCACAGCUGAAAUCACUGGAGAGUAUGUGUCCUGUCUUUUAUCUCUACUUCGUCAAAUGUCAGACACUCAUUUCCAACAUUUAUUGGACAGCUUCCAGAGCAAGGAUGAGCUAAAGGAAUUCCUAUUGAAGAUUUUCUGUGUAUUUCGGAACUUGAUGAAAAUGAGUGUCUUUCCUCGAGACUGGAUGGUAAUGAGGCUGCUCACCAGCAAUAUAAUAGUUACAACAGUCCAAUAUCUGUCUCCUGCACUACAUAAGAACUUCACAGAAACAGAUUUUGAUUUUAAGGUCUGGAACUCCUAUUUCAGUUUAUCAGUUUUGUUUAUAAACCAGCCCAGUCUCCAGUUGGAAACUGUUACUCCAUCCAAGCGUAAAAAGAUUCUGGACAAAUACAGUGAUAUGCGUGUAAUGAUGGCAUAUGAGCUGUACAGCAUGUGGCAGAAUCUUGGUGAACAUAAAAUUAAUUUUAUUCCUGGAAUGAUUGGUCCCUUUCUUGGUGUUACACUGGUCCCACAGCCAGAGGUCCGAAAUAUCAUGAUCCCCAUUUUUCAUGACAUGAUGGACUGGGAGCAGAGAAAAAAUGGCAAUUUCAAACAGGUGGAAGCAGAGCUGAUUGAUAAAUUGGACAGCUUAGUAUCAGAAGGGAAAGGAGAUGAGAACUAUCGAGAACUCUUCAGUCUGCUAACUCAACUCUUUGGGCCCUAUCCCAGUCUACUGGAAAAGAUUGAGCAGGAGACUUGGCGGGAGACUGGCAUCUCUUUUGUUACCUCAGUUACUCGUCUGAUGGAGCGCCUCCUUGAUUACAGGGACUGUAUGAAGGGAGAUGAAACAGAGAACAAGAAAAUUGGCUGCACUGUUAACCUUAUGAAUUUUUAUAAAUCUGAAAUUAACAAAGAGGAAAUGUAUAUUCGCUAUAUCCACAAGUUGUGUGACAUGCAUUUACAAGCUGAAAACUAUGCAGAGGCUGCUUUUACACUGCUUCUGUACUGUGAGCUUCUUCAGUGGGAAGAUAGGCCUCUUCGGGAGUUCCUGCACUAUCCAUCCCAGACAGAGUGGCAGCGAAAGGAAAAUCUUUGUCGGAAGAUUAUUCACUAUUUUAAUAAAGGGAAGAGCUGGGAAUUUGGAAUCCCGUUGUGCAGAGAGUUGGCUAUUCAGUAUGAAAGUUUAUAUGAUUAUCAGAGCCUCAGCUGGAUUCGGAAAAUGGAAGCUACGUAUUACGAUAACAUAAUGGAACAGCAGCGAUUAGAACCUGAAUUUUUCAGAGUUGGUUUUUAUGGAAGGAAAUUUCCCUUCUUUCUUCGGAACAAAGAGUAUGUUUGUCGAGGCCAUGAUUAUGAGAGAUUGGAGGCCUUCCAACAAAGGAUGCUUAGUGAAUUUCCACAGGCCAUUGCAAUGCAACACCCAAAUCACCCAGAUGACAGCAUCCUACAAUGUGAUGGCCAGUAUUUGCAGAUCUAUGCAGUGACUCCCAUUCCAGAUAAUAUUGAUGUGCUGCAAAUGGACCGGGUUCCUGAUCGUAUAAAGAGCUUUUAUCGAGUUAACAAUAUCAGAAAGUUCCGCUAUGACAGACCAUUCCAUAAAGGGCCAAAAGACAAGGAAAAUGAAUUUAAGAGCUUGUGGAUUGAACGUACCACUCUAACCCUGACUCACAGUUUACCUGGGAUCUCCCGGUGGUUUGAAGUAGAGAGGAGAGAACUGGUUGAGGUAAGCCCUUUGGAAAAUGCCAUUCAAGUAGUGGAGAACAAAAACCAGGAAUUAAGGACACUGAUAAGCCAGUACCAACACAAACAGAUGCAUGGUAACAUCAACCUACUCAGUAUGUGCCUGAACGGAGUUAUUGAUGCAGCUGUGAAUGGCGGCAUAGCACGAUAUCAAGAGGCCUUUUUUGAUAGAGAUUAUAUCACCACUCACCCUGGAGAUGCAGAAAAAAUCACACAACUAAAAGAGCUCAUGCAUGAACAGGUGCAUAUCCUAGGAGUAGGUCUUGCAGUGCAUGAGAAGUUUGUACAUCCAGAGAUGCGUCCACUGCAUAAGAAAUUGAUUGACCAGUUCCAAAUGAUGCGAUCCAGUUUGUAUCAUGAACUGCCUGCUUUGGAUAAACUGAGUCCAAUCUGCUCAGGCACCAGCACACCACGUGGCAAUAUGCUUGUAUCACAUAGUCCUAUGAGUCCAGAGACCAUCAAACUGGUGCAUCGUCAUAGCCCAUUGAACAUGCUGGGUACAGUCCGACACUCAUCCUCUUCUCUUUCUUCUCAUACAUCAAGUGAAGCAGGAAAUCUAGUUAUCCUAACAGACAGUUCAAUUGGAGAAACUGCAGAGGACAUGUACCAUAUGCAGGCCAGUCCUUCCACCUCAAGCCUGAGCUCUACCCAUUCUGCUCCAUCACAGAUGAUCAACUCUGCUCCUUCUAGUGCACGAGUGCUGAUGAAAGGUGCUGGAUUGACAAACCCGGAGGCUGAAGCCCUCUAUUUAUCCACAGAACAGAUUCAGCAUGGGCGGCAGCAGUGCAAGCUUCCCCACGCUGCCCCCACCAAUGUGCCUCAUCUCUGUCCUGGAGGGACCACCUCUAGAGGCUCUCCCUCUCUACCAGAUAAAUAUCGCCACAAUCGGGAGCUGAUGAUGUUACUGCCAGCUCACCGGGACCGACCCAGCAGUGCCCUGUACCCUUCAGCUAUCAUGGAAAAUGGACAACACCCAAAUUUCCAGCGAGCCUUGCUCCAGCAAGUGAUUGGACCAUGCAAACCCUGCAGUGAUCCCAAUCUGUCUGUUGCUGAGAAAGCUGUUCCAGCAGCACCAAGCAGCUGGAGUCUGGACAGCGGAACCAGAGAGGCCUUGCCAUUCCUGUCUGCUCAUGUUGGGAGCAUCCUGGCCCCACCAGUACCUCCCCGAAGCCUACCCUAUGGUCACUACUCAUUGCAUUUUGAUGCCUUUCAUCACCACCUUAAUGACACUCCCCCAGCACUGCCUGCACGGACACUUCGCAAGUCGCCUCUUCACCCAAUCCCUGCAUCGCCCACAAGUCCCCAGUCCGGUCUGGAUGGAAGCAACUCCACCCUUUCAGGCAGUGCCAGCAGUGGAGUGUCCUCAUUAAGUGAAAGUAACUUUGGCCACUCAUCAGAGGCCCCUCCUCGAACAGACACAAUGGAUUCUGUCCCUAGCCAGGCAUGGAAUACUGAUGAGGACUUAGAGACCCCCUACCUCCCAGUCAGGUACAGUCUAUCAGAACCUGAUGUCCUGGAAACUCUUAAAUCCCAGCCAUGCCGAAGUCACUCUGCUCCAUCUGGAGUCAUUCCUCAGGACGUUGUGAACCCUCCAGCUCUACCGCCUAAACCAUAUCACUCUCGCCUCCCAAAUAUGAAGAAUGAGGAAAUAAUGAGAAUGGAAGAGGAAGAAAAACACCAGGCGCUGCAUCGCAAAAUCUCCCACCCAACUGGUGGUGCAAAAGAAGAACAAGCCAGAGUAGCAUGGGAACAUGGCAUCAGCGAGCAGUAGGCAAAACUAUGCCUGAGGACAGUUUGCAUGAUCAUUCCAGUUCUAAGGAAUUAGAAGGGGGAUGUCUAAGAAUUCAGAAAAUUGGGGGGGGGGGUGAACUAAUUUAUUCUCUGCUGCUGUGAGUUGAUGUCUGGAGCCAGAGAUUGGGCCAGCAUAUUCAGUUGCUGCUUUCCUUUUUAUUUAAUUUUAUACUUUCCAAAUUUUUAGUGGUUUGGGGUUUUGUCUAUUUUUUGCAGUGGGUGCUUCAUUCCUUCUACAGGUGAUCAGAACACAGGAAGUAAUGUACAUAAUAUUAGCUGUAAUCACUUGCAGGAAUGAAGGAUUAGGAUUUUGAGGGGGGAAUGUGGCAUGGAAUUUUUAUAAGCUUUUCUCCUAGUUUUGAGAUGCGCACAAGUUGAAGCAGUUGCACUAGAGAUGUGUUUCUUUGCUGUAAUAAGUGAAUGCUCAUUUUGAAUUCAGGGAUUCCAUGUAGUGUCACUGGAAGGUGCACAGUAAGGAGGCACUGAAAAUUUGCUUAAGAAGAAACCAGAUCUUCCAGGUUUGUGGGCCUAUAAACAUAUUUACAGUGAUCUCCCUGCAUUGGCUCAGGUGUGCUCAAGCAAUCUAACCAGAGCUAACUAGCUUCUGUGUUGAUUUCGAAGCAACAUUUCAAACUAACUCUUCCUGACAUAGACUAUUUGAUUUUUUGCUUUACUCAUUGUCUUUUUCAUCUGUAUUUAUCAAUACUACCAUUCAUUCAUAAGGGAAUUACAUAAUCUUGGUUCCUGUAGCCCAGUGCUGGACUUUCUGUGCUGAAGCCUAGAUAGGUUGUUAUCCCCAGUUCAGGAGAGAAAAUGAUUUAUGCUGGAGCUGCUAAGUAGCAGCAUAAAUGGGAAGAUUUAAGCUCACAGCUACCUGUUGGUUCAAGGCUUAGUAUCUGCCCAGUCAAAACGAUUAUUCUAGUAGUAUAUUUGUUACUGUACUGUCUUUUCUACCCAAGCCUCUCACUACUCCAAGACGGCAGCCUUUUCAUCUGUUACAGUGUCAUGGAAAUACUGUAGCCUUCAAGAAAUGCCCAUGAUGCUCCAGUGUGUUUAAUCAUUGCUUACUAAAAAAAAAAUCCUCUUUUGCUUUUUGUAUUAAAAGGCUGUGAAAUGUUUACAAUUAGGUUAACAGUGGCGAAAGGUACAGAACAAGUAUAUAAAACAUGAAUGAAUGUGUGUAAGAAAGGAACUAUUGAAUUUAUAUACAUGAACUGGUAGCUGAUUAAUAGCCAUAAUUGUACAUUUUAAUCAAAAGAAUUACUAAAAAAUUAUCUAUGAAACAUACUGCCUUGGGCUAAGUGAAAUUUAUCAAUGUAAUCCUGAAAGGAGAAUAGAAACCCUAUGAUGAAAAAAUUAAUACGUAUUACCAGGAUGAUAUGAUUAAGUACAUUAAAUAUUAAUAGUGUAAGAUAAGGGGGGAAAUUAUUUUGUAAGCUGAAAGCAUUGAACUUGAAAGACUUUCAGGCAAUGUUUCUUUAUUCCUGUUUCAUGCCAACCAACAGCUUAUUUAAGAAAGAGUUGAACAAAAUGCAGUUCUGUUUAUCUUUCGUUUGAUCACUUAAAAAAUAGUAAUACUCCCAAUACUGUAACAAAUUCAAAAGCACAUUAUGAUUUUUUUAAACUGAAAUAUUGGAGCACAUAGUAUGAAAAAGACUAACUUAGUUUCCAAAAUAGCCAGUGACAGCAGAAAUAGAACCUAGAAGUCUUUGUUUAGUGAUCACCAAAUAUUCGCUAAAUACGAAUAUUUGUCCUAAAUAAAUAAAGGUUGCACACUGUUUGAUUGAAAUUGCACCUCCCUGAAGUAUACUUGUCAGGUAUUAUCUUUGUUGGGUUGCUUUUCCCAAACUUGUUUUACAUGGAAAAGGUAUUUCCAUUCACUGUUUUUGCCCACACACACCUUUUCUCCAACUGGAAUGGGUAGCUUUCCAAUACCAUUAUAAAUACCUUUUGCCAAGAAUAAUUUAAAUUAACUGAACCAUAACUAUGGUUAUUACUCUAUGUACAAGGCAUACUUUGUUACAAUGUCAAACAUACAGUUAUCAUAAAUGUUACCUAUCUAAAGUUCCUGGAAGAUGACUAAGUCAUGUCAGUUAUUCUGAAGUUUGAAAGGUAACAGAACAUAUUUACUUAGAAGUAAGUCCCACCUGAGAGAUAUGGAACUCAUUUCUACACAAUGCCUUGUGCAUUGUUUAGUGGCUUUUUAAAAGGGGGCUCUGUAUAUGUAUGUGUUCAUGAGAAUAUUCUCAGUGUAUUUCAGCUGAUGACUGUAGAAUUAAGCAUCAUACAAAUCAUGGACCCAUUAAGUACAGAGUAAAUAAUAUUCUGGGGUAAGUGAAUGGGAUUCCUAUACUGGGUGUCCUAUACUGCAUUAGUAAAACGACUUUUUAAAUUUUAAGAUUUCACCAGCAUAUGUACCAUUACAUGGCAUUUGUGCUGACAGACUUUGAAAAACAUAGUUAUAUCUUGCAUGGAUAUAGAUAUAAUUUUUUAAAAAAAACUUGUUUCAGAUACUUGGAUAGCACACUCAAACAUCGUGCCUUGGGAAAAGAUGAUUAAAUGCUCUAAAAUAUUUGUUGGUUUUGCCCUUCGUCUAGAGAAGAAUAAAGGUUCAAAGAUGUUGAGGAAGGGAAACAACAGGAAAAACAUUAUUUCAUCCUGCAUUGGAUUAUAACUAAAUUUGUUGCAAUAGUGAGGAUUUUUUUUUCCAAUGAACCAUCCCCACACUUUUUUUUCUUAUUUCUUUUCAUAAAAGGGGACUAAGUGAUAUCCUACCUGAGGAAGAAUGAGACAGCAGGAAAUUGGGGCAGAUGUAAUCAUGUUACUUAAAUUUUCUUCCCAUCAUGCUUCUGUGUAAAUAUCCCACUUGAAUGCUGUGUAUUUGUACAGGAAAUUGAGCAAAAAAUGUAUAGAUUGUGAUGUCUGGUACUCUGCCCUGUAAAUGUGUUUUUAACCUUGGCAAUCUGUUACUAUUUUAAAAACAAAAAACAGCUCCCUUCUAAUCCAUUCUCUUUUGUGUAGUCAUGUUCAGAAAAUAUGUAUUAACUGUAAGGAAUAGAAAUUUUAAAGGGAAAUAAUUUGUACCAGAAUCCUAAAGUUAUUUCAUUGUAUAUAUUGUGAUAGCAUGUUUCUUGAAUCAAAACAAAAAGUUGUGUGGAUUUUAGGUGUAAAUAUAUGCUAUUUUGUUUGGGGAGUUUUUCCUUCCCUUUUCCAUUCACUCAACUGCUGUGAUGUGGAAUUAAAGAUUAAUACCUAAUAUUAAAGCAAUGAAUGGAUAUACUGUCUGAAAUACCAAUGACAUAUUUAUUCAGAUGCCCCAGUGCAUCUCACCAAAUCCCAUAGGUAAAAUAGAUGCACUUUGUAUCCUGUUGACUCAUUCUCCCUUUGCUAUGUAGUUUAUCAAAUGAAACUACACACCAGGAAGUUGGUGAGUGAGAAGGUUACUGGUGUUCUUUACACAGGGAAAUCCAUCUUAUCAUCUGCUUAAGCCUGUUUAUUCAGCAGUGAUAAGGCAUGCUAAAAAUACUGUCCCAAGAUUUGUAUCAUUUUCAUUUCUAGUUAUUGUCACCAGUAGUCCCUAUGGAUGGUGAAAGCUUUUUUCAAGGGGGAAAGGGCUGCCAGUUCACUGACAGCUGGAACAGGUUUGGCUCCAAACAAUCCAGAAAGAGGAAGAUGACCCGUGAUUAAAUGAGGAUCCUUAUAUUAAAAUUCUUUUAUUAAUUUUUGAUUUCUUGACUAGUUUUUGUCAGCUAUAGAGCUCUUUUGGAGGCAACUCAUAGUAGGACUCCAGGCUAAUUGGACAGCUAAGCCAUUCCCACAUCUGUCACCUAUAAUCAGCUGUUAAUUUUCAUCAAUCCAGAAAUGCGCUCUGCAUCUGAUCUGUAGCUAACUUGCUCGUUUUCAAAACCAGGAAACAGUUUCUGGAAAAGAGAUUAUGUUGUCAGCAGCAUUCUUACCACCCAUGGUAGAGCAGGAUUUCUAAUUAACGACAGAUCAGAACAAAACAACUCCCUGUAGUGUUCAUAGAGAAUCACUCAAUAUGGGUUAUUAAUUUCAGUUUCACAAAAUCACAAAUAAAGCACAGCAAGUGGAAAACAGCUUUGCUUAUUUCACAGUUACCUUUCAAGGCACUUAGAAUGAAUAAUGGUACAGGAUGAAAAAAUGCAACAGCUCAAAAAUAUAGGACAAAUGAUGGCAUAUUAUGGGAUUAAUUUAAGAUUUAUGACAGAACAUUUUACUUUACAUUAGGCUUUAAUGGAAAAAUCGUGCCAAGAGCAUCAAUAGGACAAGAAACCCUUGUUUAAUUAUCCAAAAUAGCCUUACUAAAAACUCUUGAGAAAGUCACACGUGUAAUUGAGGUUUGUAAGGACAUUUUCAGACAAUCACUGAAUUAAACAAUAUAUGUGCAGUAGGUCGAUUGCAGUGUACCAAAUACAUUUUCCUCCAUUAGCACAUUUGUUGUAUGGAAAUCAUGUUUCCAUAACACAAGCACAGCAAUCUUGUGGCUGGGAAAAUAUUACUAAACUCUUAUCUCACCAAAAGAAAAGAAACCAAAAUUGUAACUUCAUUCACCACAUGCUGGGCUGUCUUUGUUUUAGUAGGACCAAACAGAGCAUUCUAAAACAAAGAUGGUCCAGCAUGUGGUGAAUGAAGUUACAAUUUUGGUUUUUCUUUUGGUGAGAUAAGAGUUUAGACACACAGAUACAAAUCUCCCAGUACAACAUUGGUGCCAUGUGAGAUGCCCUUGUACAAAUAUCAGAAGCCCUCCAGAACAGUGUCUAUGAUAUCAUUGGUGAUAAGUAACUCCCCACUCAAGGCUGGGCUAUUCUGUAAGCUUUUUAAGAGGGCUUUUUAAUGUCAGCAAAGAUUGAGUAGUUCACUCCCUUUCUGUAUUGCUCAAACACAAGUGUACUCAUAAAGUCCUUUAAAUACAACAAAAAUGUUUAUUUUUGUCCUUGGUUAUUUAUUUCAACAUGGAUUGUCAGAGUAGAUACAUGGUUGCGUUUGUACAUUAUUACUGACUUGUUAAUACUGUCUAUUUUAAUGCUGUUGAAUGUAUAGAUUAUUUGAUCAUAUAUAACUGUAAUUCUGUUGAUAUUACAAAUGAAUAAAAAGAUUAAAAGGGACAAUAAGUACAAGUAGGACUCUGCCUCCCCCAACAAUGCCCAACCCCUUAUGAAAUUUUUGUUUCUUUUUAAUGUGUUUCUCUUUCUGCUGAGUUCUUAGAAACCAUGCACUUUACCCAACCUUCUAGCACAGGACUUGCAUCUCCUAGAAAGCUGCAGAAGAAUGGCUACCCCUCCACACAUCUGUAAAUUCCAGCAUGUUUUUUUUUGCCUAAUAAAACUGGGUAAUAAGAA
Molecule: messenger RNA, 12192 nt
Organism: Sphaerodactylus townsendi
Lineage: Eukaryota; Metazoa; Chordata; Lepidosauria; Squamata; Sphaerodactylidae
Gene: DOCK3
Product: dedicator of cytokinesis 3
Exons: 56
Coding region: 300-6812 (2170 amino acids)
Biological process (GO): small GTPase-mediated signal transduction
Cellular component (GO): cytoplasm; plasma membrane
Molecular function (GO): small GTPase binding; guanyl-nucleotide exchange factor activity
Source: RefSeq, a predicted model, not a curated record